AUGGGUAGCAACAACUCCAAACCUCAACAGCAGUCUGUUCCCGCGAACAUUGCAAACACGCCUCGAGAGGUUGCCCCAAGAAGUACACAGUCAGCUACCGAACCACAAUACGUGACGGCAUCUGGUAUUCCUGUCGUCCCCAGAACACAGCCAAGUUCGACUGUCGCUCCUGAUCCUGUGCUCCAAGAGUUCAGGGCGGCAUAUGUUGAGCCGACUGGUCGCGAAAGUGAGAUGGGCAGCAUACUGAAUCGCUUGAAGCGUCUGCGCAAGAUCUACACGAACCCUCUUGUACGACUAUCUGCAUCCAAUCGGCACCGCGUCAAAGUUAUCGAUGCCCAAAUCGAGGAACUUGAGUUCUUGAUGACAGAUGACGAAGGCAGACCUUUCGCACGGUAUCGUACCAAUGACGACGAAGAUCCCUCACCACCAUCGACUCAACUCAGCGGGAGUCUGGAAGAGCGCCCUGUUCCCAUGAUUGCCCAACUUGCCGAUCAACAAGCGUCCGAGUCGUCAGACCCUGGAGAGCCCGCGCUUACCCCCUCGUCAUGCAACUAG
Messenger RNA from Aureobasidium uvarum, 555 nucleotides. NCBI's taxonomy places the organism in Eukaryota, Fungi, Ascomycota, Dothideomycetes, Dothideales, Saccotheciaceae. The record is from the annotation of a GenBank genome assembly.